UUUUAUCAUUUCGCCUAUUUUUAAUUUCAAUUUUAAUUGAGCUUUUUAAGGUUUUAAAAACGUAUAUAUUUUCUCCCUUAAUUAUGUUGACCAAUUCGGUUAAUUUUCUCUUUAAACGUUCCUUUGCUAUUUCUGCGAGUGCUCUUCAAGUAAUUCGUCCACCCGUUCAAGUUUCCGGCAUUGAAGGAAAAUAUGCUUCGGCUCUCUAUUCUUCUGGAAUGAAGGAAAAAAGUUUGGACAAAAUUGAGAAGGAUUUAAGUCAAUUGAAGGUGCUUUAUGACACAAACAAUGAUUUUAAGUUGUUUGUUGAAAAUCCAAUAUUGAAUAAACAAAAGAAAGCGGAUGCAAUUCAAGCUGUUCUGAAGAAUCAAGGAAUGUCGAAAACAGUCCAGAACUUUUUUGGUUUGAUUUUUAUAUGUAAUAAUGGCCUGACUUUACGCAUGGCCUGGUUUAGUGCUCGUUGCUUUCUAGAAUUUUACAAAUUAUAUAUUUUUCGACCGGUACCAAAAUUAGGUAGCGGAAACAACCAUGAGCCAUUGAACAGCGAAACACUGAGGAGAAACAAGCUUAUUUUUGUGGCCAAAAAUUCAAAUCUUCACAACUUCGAUUUUUCACUUCUCCUGACUGAAAGUGGUCGACUCGUUAAACUUUCGUCUAUCAUCAAUUCCUUCGAAACGAUAAUGCGUGCGCAUCGCAAUGAAUUGCAGGUCGAAGUGACUAGUGCAGAACCAUUAAACAAAAAGCAAGAACAAUCAUUGAGAACUGCUCUUGCAAGUUUCGCUAAUGCUGGACAAGAAUUAAAUAUCUCUUUUGGAGUUAAGCCGAGUCUUAUUGGAGGGAUGGUGGUUACCAUUGAUGACAAGUAUGUUGACCUUUCAAUGGCUUCCAAAAUUAAGAAAAUGGAAGCGUUGUUGGAGAAGUCAAUUUGA
Messenger RNA from Meloidogyne enterolobii, 929 nucleotides. NCBI's taxonomy places the organism in Eukaryota, Metazoa, Nematoda, Chromadorea, Rhabditida, Meloidogynidae. The record is from the annotation of a GenBank genome assembly.